AUGAAUAUCAUUACAAGAAAAUAUCAAGUGAUUGAGAGAGGUAAUGAUGUUAAUGAGAAAAUACCAUUUUCAAUAUAUAUUAACGACGAGGAAAUAAAUACAUGGAAACAUAUCUCAAUUAUGAUUUCCACUUACAUUCAUGAUGAAUUUUUGCGCGAUAACUCAGUUAAAUCAGUUAGUAAAAAUUUGCAUCUAUCAUGCAAUAGCACAAUCGACAACAUUUCAGAAUUUUUCAAUACAGGAAUUCUCAGAUUCGAGAAUGAUCAGGUACAUAAUCGAGAUAUAUUCGAAGUUGGCAAAGCAUUUGGUAUCGAAUUUUUGACAAACAUAUUUACUGAGUUUGUUAAGUCAACAUAUAAAGAAAUCAACGAAGAAAACUUUUAUGAUAUAUAUGACUGCGCAACAAUUCAAAACGAUAUAAAUAAGGUUGAAGAAUGCAUUUCAUUCUUUGCAUCAAAAAUGAAUGAUUUUCAAGAGGAAUAUAAAAUCAUAACUAUCAAAAGAUAUGGUUAUGACUUUUUUGAACAUGUUUUGACAUCAAAAUCUCUUAAAAUAUCAAAUGAAGAUUCACUAGUUAAUACAAUCAUAAGAUUGAGUGAAGAAGAUAGUUCAUUCUUUUGCCUUCUUAGUCAUGUCAGAGUUGAAUUUUGCAACAAUAACUCAAUCAAAUCCAUCAAAAAAUUUUCAGUUCAACAUAGUCUAGAAUCUAUCUCAAUAGAAGUUUUCGAACGCGCACUUCUUAAUCGUUCAACAAUUUCUCCAAUUCAUAAUAGACUUCAACUUUCAAAUACAAUAUAUAUGAGUGAUAAAAAUUCUAGAGAAGUAAGAAUUUCUAAUAUCGAAGAAUUCCAUCAAAUUGAUAUUUCAGACGAAAAUAUGAGAAAUUUAAUAGGUUUGAGUAAGACCAAUGAGAAUUUUGAUAAAAUUUAUUCAAUUCUUGAAAAGGCAUCGUAUGAAGGAGAUCUUUCAACAAUCAAAUUUGCAGUAGAAGAAAAAUAUGCUGACGUUAGAAAUGAUAUAAAAAAUAUAAUUCUGGAAGCAGCCUGGCAUAAUAAUUUGCAUCUUGUAAAGCAGUUGUUUAAUUAUGGUGCAGAUAUAUUAAGUAGAUCUAAUUCUAAUAGAACUAUUCUUCAUUAUUUUAGCCAACAAGGAAAUUUAGAAGGUGUUAAAUUUGCUCUCAACUUUUUUGAUAUUAAUGAAAAAAAUGAUCACAAUUAUACACCACUUCAUGAUGCAAUUGAAUUUCCCAAAAGUGAUUGCAUAGCAGUAUGUGAAUAUCUUAGUUCUCAGCCAAAUAUUGAUAAAAAUGCUCGAAACAAAGACAAUAUUACUCCUAUUCAAUGUGCAAUAAAUCACAAUCAAGAAAAUAUUGUUGAAAUUCUUCGCAAAAAUGGAUUUACAGAAUAG
Messenger RNA from Trichomonas vaginalis G3, 1407 nucleotides. RefSeq names its product spectrin binding. Gene Ontology annotation, molecular function: transcription factor binding. The coding region runs from base 1 to 1407 and encodes 468 amino acids. The transcript has a single exon. NCBI's taxonomy places the organism in Eukaryota, Parabasalia, Trichomonadida, Trichomonadidae. The record is from RefSeq and is a predicted model, not a curated record. Gene Ontology annotation, biological process: regulation of transcription by RNA polymerase II.